Messenger RNA from Tuber aestivum (summer truffle), 2557 nucleotides. NCBI's taxonomy places the organism in Eukaryota, Fungi, Ascomycota, Pezizomycetes, Pezizales, Tuberaceae. The record is from the annotation of a GenBank genome assembly.
AUGACGGGGUUGUAUCGAUCUUCACCCCAUAUCACGCCCGACGCGACUCACCUUACAACAACGUCAUCAGCCUCAACAGCGCAAACAUCCACCGAUAUUCAGAGCUUCAGUAGCAACAGCAACUCUGGCCUUCUCGUCGGUAAUGCUCGUUUUGAUCACCCACCGUUGACCGCCUUUUUUCUUGUGCCAGAAGGUGGAAACAUGACAACUGGGACAAAGCCGUCAAGGGUUCGUAGAAAGAGUGCCCCGGGGUCAGAGACUGUAAAACAUCGCCGCACGAGGUCAGGAUGUUUUACAUGCAGAACACGUCGCGUCAAGGUAACAAGCCUCCUCCCACCCAUGAUCUGCAAGAUCAUGGUAUUCAGGUACCCCGCGCAUACACCCCACCUGCCUCCCUCCUGCUCCGCACAUACAUUCCCCUCCCCCAAUUUAAGCUCCUGCUAUAGAACUCAUCCAUUGACUCUGUUAUUCUCAAUGCUUCUAGUGCGAUGAGACACAUCCUGUUUGUGAACGUAAAUUCACUAGAUCGCCUUUGAAUUGGUUUAAAAAUGAUGGCUACUAACACAGAUUCCGAUACAUAGGAUGUCAAAAGGGUGGAAGGGAAUGCACCUACCCCGAGGUGGUUCCGUCCAAAUCUAGUUCGGCGCACAGGCAUAGGCGAGAGAAACCACCCGUUUCGAGGGAAGGGAGUUCGUCCCUUGACGAAUUGGAGGAAGAGGACGGAUAUGAUGAAUACCUGGACGAUGACAAACCGACUCCAAGGUUAAGGACGUCUGCGAGUCAGGGUUACCUGAGAGGGUCCCAACGUCGAGAGUCAUGGCCAUCUUCGUCCGAUCAGGGCCGCCGCGGAAAACCUCGAAAAACCGGCUCCUCCCUAGACCCUAGCCCCUCGCCGAGAAAUGACAAUUCGUAUUAUCCUGACUCUUCAGAGCCCGCUUCCCCAGCUGCAUCUCUUCGAAGGGCCGCUUCGCAUGCGAGUCUUGUUAAUUUUGCAGAAUGGGCGCAUCUUCCCCACGAUAUUGCCUUUUACCUCAACUACCAUCGACAAAUGCUUACAUGCCACCACUACCUCCUUAAAUCCGACAAUAGUAAUUUUUUCAAAACAACCCUUCUGGAACUCGCUGUGGGUAACGAGGCUCUUCUUUAUGCCGUCGCAGCAUUUUCUUCCUUCCAUUACAGUGUGCAUCACAAAACCGGAGUGUUUCAGACCUUCUUGGAAUAUUACAACAAGUCCGUUGGGCUUCUCAGGGUCUCCUUGGAUGAGGAACAUACCAUGUCAACCAUUCUUACUAUCCUUCAAUUGGCUAGCUUUGAGGUAUUGUUUUGAUGGGCUUUGUUUGGCUGUCGGCAUUUGCUCACAUGUUUCAGGAAUAUCUUGGGGAUUGGAUGAAUCUCAUGGAGCAUAGAAAUGCAGCAACGAAAAUUUUGACAGCAUUAUGGACCCCAGAGACCAUGUCAGAGACGCCCCAACGACGAAUGGUAUUUAAUUGGUUUGCUCAUUUUGAUGUAUUGGUAGCCAUGAUGGCAGGACAUAGAACCACUGUGGACAGCCAAUGGACCGAUUUCAACAGGCAGGCCGUUCACAGGGAGGCGGAAGCAAACCCGGAUAACAUCAGCCUCAAGGUUGAGAAUGCAUCCUGCGAGUUCAGAGACCUCGCUAUGGAUAUCUCGAUAUUGACUGCUAAACGCUCCCAAGGGCUUAUAAUCAUGGAGGACUUUCUAAUAGAGUCGGCGAGGUUGUUACAGGCGUGCAAAUCCUGGUUUGAGUCACUGGAUCCGAUCAUCAUGAGUGGGGCUGAGAAGGUUUUGAAAAAGGCCAGCACCUGUGUCGAGGACGAUUGUCCUUUUGAGCCUGCGACUAUCUACAAGGGGAAUAAAUGGGCGGUUAAUUUCCUCGUGUGCGACUAUUACGGCCUGAUUAUUAUGCUUAAACACCAAAUCGCUCUCACCAAUGGUACAGGACCUGAGGUGUCCUUGCAGGACUUGGCCAUAAAGAUUUGCAAUGUGUUGGCUGCUGUUGAGGUGUAUCCGGAUGCUCCUUCUGGUGCGCUGCUGGCAGCCCAGGCCCCGCUUGGCCUUUCGGCUCUUUGGAUUCCCAACAACAAACGAUAUAGAAGGUGGAUUCAGAAGCAGUUGGCCAAGAUUGAGCAGAUGGGGUAUGCUGUGCUUGGUGUUUCCGAUGGGGUCUCGGUUGCUAACAACGGAUUUUAAUAGUUUCGUUUACCCACUCGCCUUCCGUAAUAGGAUGUCGGAAAUCUGGAAUGACCCCCAGCUGAAGCACACCUGGAUAACUAAUAACACCGAGACGGCCAUCGGUAUGUCUAUCCGGCAACUAGUUGACAUGCGGGACGCAGAGUUUCCUAAGGACUCUGCCAGGCACGAUAUUAAGGAGAUGAGAGCCUUGCUCACGGAGAUGCGAUUAGAUUCUAAGGGCUCUGGUUCACUGCCAACUCCGGUUUCUGAAUCCUCUCCCGAUAACUCCGAUAUCAUUCCUACUCGUGGAGAUGACCAAUCUUUCCAUCCUGCAGUUCAGGAUAUCGGGCAGCAGUGGCCAUGA